Molecule: messenger RNA, 2365 nt
Organism: Lipotes vexillifer (Yangtze River dolphin)
Lineage: Eukaryota; Metazoa; Chordata; Mammalia; Artiodactyla; Lipotidae
Gene: PDIA4
Product: protein disulfide isomerase family A member 4
Exons: 10
Coding region: 38-1978 (646 amino acids)
Biological process (GO): protein folding; response to endoplasmic reticulum stress
Cellular component (GO): cell surface; endoplasmic reticulum; endoplasmic reticulum lumen
Molecular function (GO): protein disulfide isomerase activity
Source: RefSeq, a predicted model, not a curated record
CAGAGGUUCGGGAUCGCCCAGUGGCCGCACCGCCGCGAUGAGGCCCCGGAAAGCCUGGCUGCUCGUUCUGCUCUUAGCCCUGGCGCAGCUGCUGGCAGCGGCGAGCGCCGAGGGCCCGGAUGAAGAUUCUUCUAAGAAAGAGGAUGCCAUUGAGGAGGAAGACGAGGAGGAGGAAGAUGACGAGGACGAGGACGACGGCGAUGACUUGGAAGUUAAGGAAGAAAAUGGUGUCUCAGUCCUAAAUGAUGCGAACUUCGAUAACUUUGUGGCUGACAAAGACACGGUGCUGCUGGAGUUCUACGCUCCAUGGUGCGGGCAUUGCAAGCAGUUUGCUCCAGAAUAUGAAAAAAUCGCCACUACCUUGAGGGAGAAUGACCCUCCCAUUGCUGUCGCCAAGAUCGACGCGACCUCGGAAUCGGCGCUGGCCAGCAGGUUUGACGUGAGUGGCUAUCCCACCAUCAAGAUCCUUAAGAAGGGGCAGGCUGUCGACUACGAGGGCUCCAGGACCCAGGAAGAAAUUGUGGCCAAGGUCAAGGAGAUCUCCCAGCCCAACUGGACACCUCCACCAGAAGUCACGCUAGUGCUGACCAAAGAUAACUUCGAUGAGGUGGUGAAUGACUCAGGCAUCAUUCUGGUGGAGUUUUAUGCCCCGUGGUGUGGACACUGCAAGAAACUGGCCCCCGAGUAUGAGAAGGCCGCCAAGGAGCUGAGCAAGCACUCUCCCCCAAUCCCUCUGGCGAAGGUCGACGCCACCACAGAGACAGACCUGGCCAAGAGGUUCGACGUCUCCGGCUAUCCCACCCUGAAAAUCUUCCGCAAGGGAAAGCCCUUUGAUUACAACGGCCCACGGGAAAAAUACGGGAUCGUUGACUACAUGAUCGAGCAGUCUGGGCCGCCCUCCAAGCAGAUCCUGGCCCUGAAGCAGGUCCAGGAGUUCCUGAAGGAUGGAGACGAUGUCAUCAUCAUUGGGGUCUUUAAGGCGGAGAGCGACCCAGCCUACCAGCAGUACCAGGACGCUGCUAACCACCUGAGAGAGGAUUACAAAUUCCACCACACUUUCCACACUGAAAUAGCAAAGUUUUUGAAAGUCUCCCCGGGGAAGUUGGUCAUCAUGCAGCCUGAGAAAUUCCAGUCCAAAUAUGAGCCCAAGAGCCACGUGAUGGACAUCCAGGACUCCACGGAGAGCUCGGCCAUCAAGGAGCACGUGUUGAGGCACACACUGCCCCUUGUCGGCCACCGCAAGUCUUCCAACGAGGCCAAGCGCUACUCGCGGCGCCCCCUGGUGGUCGUGUACUACGGCGUGGACUUCAGCUUCGACUACCGUGUUGCUACUCAGUUCUGGCGGAACAAGGUCUUGGAGGUGGCCAAGGACUUCCCCGAGUACACCUUUGCCGUGGCUGACGAGGAUGACUUCGCCACGGAGGUGAAGGACCUGGGGCUGAGUGAGAGUGGGGAGGAGGUGAACGCGGCCAUCCUGGACGAGGGCGGCCACAGGUUCGCCAUGGAGCCCGACGACUUCGAUGCCGACACUCUCCGUGCCUUCGUCAGCGCCUUCAAGAAAGGAAAACUGAAGCCAGUCAUCAAAUCCCAGCCGGUGCCCAAGAACAACAAGGGGCCAGUCAAGGUCGUGGUGGGGAAGACCUUCGACUCCAUCGUGAUGGACCCUAAGAAGGACGUCCUCAUCGAGUUCUACGCGCCCUGGUGCGGGCACUGCAAGCAGCUGGAGCCCGUGUACACAGCCCUGGGCAAGAAGUACAAGGGACACAAGAAUCUGGUCAUUGCCAAGAUGGACGCCACGGCCAACGAUGUCACCAACGCCCGCUACAAAGUCGAGGGCUUCCCCACCAUCUACUUCUCCCCCAGCGGGGACAAAAAGAACCCAAUUAAAUUUGAGGACGGAAACAGAGACCUGGAGCAUUUGAGCAAGUUUAUAGAAGAACAUGCCACAGAACUGAGCAGGGCCAGGGAAGAACUUUGAAGGCCUUGAGGGUCUGCUCAGGGCAGGCGUGGCAGGGACCAGACAGCGAAGCUUCCAGCACUCGGCAUUGGAGCCUGAGCCAGCUGCAAGCCCAGUGGGCUUGCUCAAAGGCAGUCUGUCAAGGUGUUUUGGUUUGUCUUGUGUUUUAAUUUUUUAUACUUUGGUAUUUCACCUUAUGCUCUGAUACUGAAUAGAUAUGAAUGACUCAGUAGAUUAGUCCAGAAUUUUACAGAGGAUACAUCUAUUUUUAUCAUUAUUUGGGGUUUGAUUUUUUUUUUAACUUUUUCACCUUCUUUAAUAUAUUUCUUCAAAGCAGACAAGUUGAAUCUCUUCUGUGUGAAUUUUUUUCUCUGUUUUUAAUUUAAAAUUUAAGAAGCCUUUGCCAAA